AUGGCGGAGUGUACAGACAGCCCAGACCCGCCGCCCAGGCGCACUCUCUCUUCAUUCUCCGAAAGGAGCGAAGAAGAAGACCUCCCGGAAGGCCAAACUUCCCUGCUGUCGCCAGCGCCAGCGUCGUCAGGCUGGCGAGUCAUCGCUUGUGCAUGUUUAGUCGUCUCUCUAGGCACUCUGAACCAAAUUGCGGGAAAAAUUCGCUCAAAGCCUCUAGGCCCCUUCGACUACUUUGUGUCGCUGUGCAACGCCAUCCUCUACUGCACAGUGUACACACUGGCUCUGGUCGUGGCCUACCGCUGGAACAUCGUUCCCCGCGAGAACCUCUCCUUUGUCUGGCCUUCUCUGUUUCCGCUCUCUCCUGGUCGCCCCUCUCCGCAUGCGGCCGCGUCUCGCUCCGAGUCUUCGCCCCCGUCUCCUUCGCUCUUGCCUGAGCGUUCCUCCUCUCAUUCCCCUUCCGUCCAUUCCCCUUCCGUGCAUUCGCCUUCCGUCCAUUCGCUGACGCCUGGUUCCUCUCCAGCCCAUUCUUCGCGUUCGGCCGUGUGGCCUUCGUCGUUCGCGUCUCCGCUUCUUUCCCGCCGCCCUGCGCCUCCAGCCUCGAAUCACUUGCAGUCUUCUUCCCCUUCUUCUCGCGUCUCUUCCUCUCAGGCUUCCUCCUUCGGCGCGUGGCGGUUUUUCGUGUUGACGGGUUUGUGCGACGCAUGCGGCAACGUCUUGGGUUUUAUCGCGCAGCCGUAUGUCCCGGGGCCUCUCUUUUCUCUCGCAACGCAAGUUGUCGUCCCGUUUUCGUGUCUCUGCUCCCUAGUGCUGCUGCGGAGGCGCUACUCGUGCCCGCAGCUGGCCGCCCUCCUCCUCGUCUCUGCAGGCUUCUUCGUCGCCUGGUACCCCCUCGUCGCCUCGCCGAAGCGGCUGAUCCACUUUUCUUCUCUCGCCAGAAACGAGACUUCUGUCUCAACCCCGCUGCCCAGCCGCCCCUUGCUGUGGCCUUUCGAACUCGAGCGCGGAGACAGAACGCGGGCGACUGUCUCCGCUGUCUCGCUGGAUCUCGAGGCGCGGCGCGCAAGGCGGAGGGAGAGCGCAGGCGAGCGCACCGAGGGCGGGGAGGCGACCAGCAGCCGAGAGGAGAGACAGACUCAGCGAGAAAACCGAGGCCGUGCGAGGGUUGCAGAGGUGCACGCCGAUGGCGAAGGCGCUGACGGAACUCAGAGCCUUUCGACAGACGGUGGAAAGGCAGAGAGAAAUGCGGAGCCAUCAGCGGUCGGAGACGUCAGGGAGGCGGGAGGGAGGAACGAUGUCCCUGAACCGGGUUCUGCGGAAACUCCAGGGAACUCGGGGGAAGAUUUUUUUCUGCAGUGCCGCGAAGACGGGCGGUCGUGUCUCUUCUUUCCGCAGUCUCCGUUUCCUCUUUUUGAAAACGUCCCGUAUGAUCCGUCGGUCUUUGUUCCCCUCUUCGAGGAAGACGCUGUCGACAGGUCUUGCCCUUCCGCGGCCGCUUCUUCCGUCUCCUCUGCGUCUUCGUCCGCUCCUUCCCUGGCCGUCUCUCCGUCUCCGACCCUGAAGACUGUCUCUGAACCCGCAACUCCUCCCCGAGUCUCUCGCGGGCCAGGCGACAGCAGCCGGUCGCGUCUCUUUACGCACCUGCGGCCGGACGCAGCGAGAGACUCCCCAGUCAGAGAGAACAAGGCUAACGAAGGAGAACAAGAAUCCGGGGUAGAGACCCAGAGGAAAGCGGCAGACGGACGAGAAGGGCGCAAAGAGAAGGCGCGACUGGAAUGGCGGGGAGAGGUGAACUCGAGGCUUCCGCGUGGGCCGAUAGACGGCCGUAUGGAUCUGAGCUCCGUCGCGUCGGGCGACGCGAAACGCGCUUCUUUCGCGGUGCACGGUGCCAAAAGCGAAACCAGCGCGUCUGAGGCACAGACGCCGCGCGCCUUUUCCGGUGGUCUUUCUCUUUCGGCGCCGUCCCAUUCUUCGGCGGCUUCUCCAUCUGUCCCUCUCUCCGCGUUUUCUCCGCCCUUUGAGUCGGAAGAGAGAAAGCGGGCGGAUCCGGUGGCGGGUGCAAAGCCCGCGGAGGUCGACAGCAGUUCCGUGGUGUGGCUCUACAUGCUCCUCGUGGCCUUGUCCACGCUUCCCACCGCUCUGAGUUUUGCCGUGAAAGAGAAACUUAUGCGAGAGUAUGAAGAGCAGCAGAGACCGCUCGACGGCGACUCGGCAGGGAUUCUUUGCAUAUCCGAGUCGGGAGGUCUUCAGACGGUGCGUGCGAUCGGAUCCGCCUCGCUUGUCUCCUCGGGAGACGAAGGCGAUGAGUCAGAAGAUGUUGCGAGCGACGAAAGGCUCGAGAGGCGGCAGGCAGAACGGGAGCGGCGGCAGACGGCGACGGCGAGGCGCAGCAGCGCAAGAGGAGACGGGAAGGCAAGGGACGGAGAGGAAACAGACUCUGGAUAUUCAAGGGGCGAGGUAGGUGGGGCGGGGGUUCGCGUUCCCGCCGGACUGCGAAUCCAGCACAGCGGCGCAAAAGACCAGGAGGAAGAAAGACAAAGAAUGAGAGAGACGAGCCAGCGAAGAUCCGGCCGAAGUUUUCGCCCAGUCUCUGGUCUCCUCUGCGCUCCCCUUCCUUGCGCAUUCUCCGCCGAUCCUCUGCAGCCCGGAGAGAACGCGCGGACAGACCAGCAACGCAACGAAGGAGCGCGUCGAGGAAGCCCCGACCAUUCGAAGGGGUGUAGUGGAGCGGUUGAGAGGGGUGUGAGGCCAAGAGACACAAGCGAAAAGCAAGGAGAGUUCUUCUCUCAGGUCGAACAGCCAGGGGCAUCCUCGACCGCGCUCCCUCUCGGGCGCAGCAGGUCCGGGUUUUCCGUCGAGCAAGAACAAGAGGAAAGUCGAAAUGCCGCUCGUUCUCUCGCAGACUGCAACGCCCCUUCGAACGAAAAACAGAAACUUCACAUUCUCGUCAUAUGCGCCCACGGAUCGUUCUUCCAGCUCGUUUGGGUUCUUCUCUCGAUUCCACUCAGUGUCUUUGUAGGACAGGCUGGCAAUGAUUCGUUGACUACGUAUCUCUCGCAUGCAUUCCGCUGCUUCAUGAACGAGGCCGACGGCCUCCCUCCGCCGCUUUGUCGGUUUGCCCUACAGGCGUACUGUGGUUAUGCCAGUGUCAACAUCUUGUUCAAUGUCUCCCUCAUUGGCUUUGUCAGCACAGCCUCGUCGUUGUUGACGUUCAUCUGCAUGAAGGCAACUCUGCCUCUCUCCAUCAUCCUUUACGCCACAUUCUCGUGGCCUCUCCUCGACUCUCAGGACGUGCGCGUCACAAGUGAAACCACUGCGCUGAUCGUUUCCGGUGGGUACCUUCCCUGCCUUACAGUGCGGGAGUUCUCUCUGACAACACGGGGAUAA
Neospora caninum is the source of this 3384-nucleotide messenger RNA. RefSeq lists its product as hypothetical. The coding region runs from base 1 to 3384 and encodes 1127 amino acids. The record is from RefSeq and is a predicted model, not a curated record. The transcript is spliced from 5 exons. Lineage: Eukaryota; Apicomplexa; Conoidasida; Eucoccidiorida; Sarcocystidae.